Parastagonospora nodorum SN15 is the source of this 1293-nucleotide messenger RNA. RefSeq lists its product as hypothetical. Gene Ontology annotation, molecular function: 23S rRNA (adenine(1618)-N(6))-methyltransferase activity. Gene Ontology annotation, biological process: rRNA base methylation. The coding region runs from base 1 to 1293 and encodes 430 amino acids. The transcript is spliced from 2 exons. Gene Ontology annotation, cellular component: nucleus. The record is from RefSeq and is a predicted model, not a curated record. Lineage: Eukaryota; Fungi; Ascomycota; Dothideomycetes; Pleosporales; Phaeosphaeriaceae.
AUGGACCUCGCACAACGACCACCAUACGAUACGAUCGACUUCAAGGCACUUACAAAGAAAGAUGCCGACUUCAAGCUAGUAUGGCAGAAAUGCUUAGGAAAACUAGACUUCCAGGAUCCAGCCACCGUCAAAGCACUCUCCAAAGCCAUACUCAAAGCAGACUUUGGCCUGCAACUCGAAGUGCCAGACGAUCGAUUGUGCCCUCCCAUACCUAACCGCUGGAAUUAUGUGACCUGGAUCCAUGGCCUCAUUGAUUCGACGUCGCCUGACUUUUCCUACGGAUAUGACCCAGAACGCAAGAUCACAGGUCUAGACAUCGGCACUGGAGCAUCUGCCAUCUACGCCAUGCUCUCUCUAAAAUCACGCCCAGACUGGCGAAUGUGCGCCACAGACAUCGACAAAAAGAGCUUCGAAUCCGCAGCGCGCAACCUCGCCCUGAACAAUCUCAUGACCCGCACUACCCUCCUGCAAACCACCGAGCUGAAUCCUCUGAUCCCUUUAGCUGGCCUCGGCGUCCAAACCCUCGACUUCACCAUGUGCAACCCCCCCUUCUUCACUAACCUCGACGACAUGUCCGCCAGUCUCAAAGGCGAAGGCAAGAGCUGGAAACCCAACGCAGUAUGCACCGGCGCCGAAGUCGAAAUGGUCUGUCCAGACGGCGAUCUCGGCUUCGUCACCAAGAUCGUCAACGAGAGCUUAGUCCUGCGAGAAAAAGUGCGUUGGUACACCAGCAUGCUCGGCAAACUGACAAGCGCGAAAGCCAUCAUCACCCUGCUCAAGAAAAACGACGUCACGAAUUGGGCAGUCGGUGUCAUUGAUACGGGGUCGAGCACGAAGCGCUGGAUCGUGGCGUGGAGCUUUGGGGAUUUGAGGCCGAAGAAUGUAUGUCAUGCAAAGAUGUUGAUGGAAGCAAACGAAUUCCUUCCCUUCCCCACUUCCUACACAAUCCCCAUCCCACCCCUCACAUCCCCCGCCACCGCCAAAGACACGAUCAACAUGCACCUCUCCUCGCUGGACCUGAAAUGGACCUGGGACGAAGACAAGUCCAGCGGCGUCGGCGAAGCGAGCCAGAAUGUCUGGAGUCGCGCUUAUCGUCGCAAGUAUGAGCGGAGCAUGAAAGACGGUGUUGUUGAUAUGCCGGACGGUGAGCGCGGAGUUGAGUUGGCGUUCAGGAUUCGGGUCAUUGGGCUGGCGAGGGAGAUUGAGGUGCUGUGGUUGAGGGGGCGGGAUAGGGUGCUUUGGGAGAGCUUUUGCGGAAUGGUGCAUGGGAAAUUUAAAAAGGAGGGUAGUUGA